UUGACUCGCUCCAGCUUCCUCUGCUCUCUCUGUUUGGCCUGGAGCUGUGGGUGGUGUUGCUGUUUCUUCCUCCUGAAGUCAGACACUGCCUCAUGAGACCGUAGUGUCGGUCAUGUGGCCGCUGACUGCAGCUUUCAUAUUCAGGCAGCAAGCCUGUGUGGUAUCAGCAUUGAUCGUUUGCCUCAAUUCCUCACACUCUGACAACAAACUAUCAUGGAGAGUGAAGUUAUUACUUCCUACUUUUUGUUACUCUAACAUUUCUUUUCAACUUGAAUGACGUUUCUCCGCUUGACAUGCUGAGCUGGCCUCGCUCUACAGUACGCUCUGGUCGUGUCUGCUUUCCGGCUUCUCUCUAAACAUCUCCAGAAGUUAAAAAGUUGCAUUGUUGAAUUUCAGCUCUCGGAAAACCUUCUCUGAAUCUGAGGCUGUAAAAGAAGAGGCUGUCGCCCUCGCGUGAGCUGCGCCAUGUUGGCCCAGUGGUGCUGGACUUGACCAUCUGCAGGUUCAGUUCUGGAUCAGUUGAACCAUGAAUGCACUGCAGUGCCUCUUUGUGACUGAAGCGUGGCGUCCCUCUUUGUCUGCGGUCCUUACCUGGUAUUCCAUUGUUUUCCAACGCAGCACUACUACAUUUAACAAAGUGAAGGCGGAUUUAUUUUGCACUUUUGUUUAUUUUGCUUUAAUGAAUAAAUAUAAUUAAAUUGGAGCUCAGAGUUUGGAGUCCAUCUUGCUGUUGGUUCACUUUAAUUUUGCAAAAGUACAGUAUUUCUAUUCAAACAGUACGACCGUUACUUUCCUUCUGACGACAGUGGUUCCUUUGUGUUACAGUAAAUUUUAUUUUGGAAUGUACCGCCGGAAGUGUCCAUUGAAGCCAAUAUUUACAUUACCAGUAUUUUAAAUAGUUAUUACUUUAACUUCAUAAACGUAAAUGUGUUCUGUAAGCAAAACGUUGAACUCAUACUCGGUUCUUGAGUAUUUGCAGAAUACGUUUAAUCUGAAAAGUACCACCGGAAACCAGUUUAACGCUUUGUGACGUCAUGCAAAAAUGCCCACCUGCGAUUGGUCAGCGGCCACAUUUGAAUUACAAGGCGCACUCUGCCGGCUGGGAGGAAGUAGCUUCGCCUUGAAGGACGUUUGUACAAAAAUAACCGAGGAAACAAGACAAAAUAACCGGCGGAGUUGGAGAACACACAGGGUAACCAAGGGACCCAGGCUAGUGAGCAUCCCAGUCUGUGCUGAGAAACGGGGGGACACUUACCCCGUUCUCACCUUUGUUGUCUUAGAACAUUUCUCAAGAUUAAAGAUCUUGCUCUGCAGAAAGAUGGACGCCGCUGUGAUGGACCUUCAGAGUUUAUACGACAAACUCAUGUCGCACGUGGAGCUCCUCAGUCACAGUGUGGAGCCCAGCUUCAUCCAGAUGGCUCAGAACUUUGAGAACUGUCGGCGCCAGUGGUUGAAGUCGGAGCAGGAACUGGGCUCUUGCAAGGAGGUUCUGACCAAAGCAGAGACGGAGCGGGGCGCCCUGGAGGUCAAGCUGAAGCAUGCGCGCAACCAAGUGGACGUGGAGAUCCGGAGGCGGCAGAAGGCCGAGGCUGACUGCGAGAAGCUGGACCGGCAGAUCCAGCUGAUCCGGGAUCUUCUGACCAGCGAUGGCUCCAACAGCAUCCAGCUGAGCGCGGAGCAGCGAUCGGCUCUGGCGUUCCUCAGCACCAACGCUCAGCCUCCAGCCAACAUAAACACCAGCCGCAGACUGACCACCAUCGACGAGUCGGCCUCCAUCUUGUCCGACAUCAGCUUUGACAAGACCGACGACUCUCUGGACUGGGACUCGUCCAACGUGAGGACCAUGCGACUCAAGAAACGGGAGAAAAGGCGCUCGUCCAGGAAUCUGGUGGAUGGUCCUCAACCCACGUCGAAAAGGUCCCGGUCCACUGGCCUGACUGCAGAGAGGGGAAACGAGACUCUGGUGACAAAGACCACUGUGACGGUCCCUGCUGACGGAGGGCCUGUUGAGGCCGUGGCCACCAUCGAGACCGUCCCCUACUGGACCCGCAGCCGGAGGAGGACCGCUGCCCGGGAUUGGGACUCUGCCUCCGUCACUUCUGAAGACGUCUUCAAACCGCCCAGCGCCCCCGAGCCCGAGAGGAGAGCCGCUCCCAGCACGCCACAGAGCGGCACCGUCCGGCCGCACGAGUUUGUCUCCAAAACGGUCAUCAAGCCCGAGUCCUGCGUGCCCUGUGGGAAGAGGAUCAAGUUCGGGAAGAUCUCUCUGAAGUGCAGGGACUGCCGGGUGGUCUCUCAUCCGGAGUGCCAGGGUCGCUGCCCUCUGCCUUGCAUCCCCAACCCAUGUGCCACGCCCGUGAGGAUCGGCGAGGGCGUCCUGGCCGACUAUGUCCCUGAAACCUCGCCCAUGAUCCCCCCUCUGGUGGUGCACUGCAUCAGCGAGAUCGAUCAGCGAGGGCUGCAGGAGGACGGCCUCUAUCGUCGCUCGGGCGCCGACCGCACAGUGAAGGAGCUGAAGGAGAAGUUCCUCCGCAGUAAGACUGUCCCGGUCCUGAGCAAGGUGGACGACAUCCACGCCAUCACCGGCCUGCUGAAGGACUUCCUGAGGAACCUGAAGGAGCCGCUCCUGACCUUCCGGCUCAACCCCGCCUUCAUGGAAGCGGCCGAGGUGACCGACGACGACAACAGCAAGGCUCAGAUGUACCAGACCGUCGCUGACCUGCCGCAACCCAACCGGGACACGUUGGCCUUCAUGGUGCUGCACCUUCAGAGAGUGGCAGAGAGCAGGGCGACCAAGAUGAAUGUCAGUAACUUGGCCCGAGUGUUUGGGCCGACCAUCGUGGGUCAUGCGGUCCAGAACCCCGACGCCAUGACCAUGCUUCAGGACACCAAACGCCAGCCCAAGGUUGUGGAGCGCCUGCUCAGUCUUCCUGCCAGCUACUGGAGCCAGUUUGUGACAGCGGACAAAGAGAACCUGAACAGGGACCACCUGGUCUUCGAGAACACCAACUGCUACACACCUGAGCGCAGUGAGUGCAGCUGGUGCCUGGCGCCGGCUCGGGAGCCGCGGCGUGACCACCAUGUCUGUGUUUCAGUGAGCAUCCUGGGACCUCUGACCACUCCAGAGCACCAGCUCACCAAGACGCCCUCAUCCAGCUCCUUGUCCCAGCGCAUGAUGUCCAGCCUGACGCCUCGAUUCGGGAGUAAAAGCAAAUCGGCCACCUCCAUUCCUCGGCAGGGGAAGUUCUUCGCGUCUCCUCUCCUGAAAUGAUCUUCUCCCUGACCUUCUCUGUCAUUGUUUUUUCAAACCAAAUAUUUCUGAUUUCAGUGUUUGUCGUAGCUCCACCUACAGGCCACACCUGUGGGGUUGGAUGAUAUUUUUGGGAUUGCAAUUUCACGAUCACGUUCCUGAGCUCAUGUGUCACUCAGAAGUGAAGGAACUGAUUUGAAACAUUUCAAUGUUUUUAGCUAGUUUUUUUUUUCUUUAUUACUAGUGAGGAACCUGUUUGUUGUCUCUGACACAUUUGUAAACUCAUGUGUGCUCAUAUUUUUAAUCAAUUUUGAAAACAGAAAAAAGAUACUGAAUAGCUUCUUGUGAUCAGAUUUAAGUGUUUUUAUGGUAUAUUCUUGUUUUAAAAGACAAACUGCGAAACGACCAUAUUGUUUGUCUCUUUUUCUAUUGAAAUUGGCGAGAAAUAAACUAUUUUGGUUGAUCGA
This is a messenger RNA of Synchiropus splendidus (mandarinfish), 3717 nucleotides long. It is a transcript of the gene racgap1, whose product is annotated as Rac GTPase activating protein 1. Gene Ontology annotation, biological process: signal transduction. Bases 1043 to 3271 code for a protein of 742 amino acids. The transcript is spliced from 17 exons. NCBI's taxonomy places the organism in Eukaryota, Metazoa, Chordata, Actinopteri, Syngnathiformes, Callionymidae. The record is from RefSeq and is a predicted model, not a curated record.